Haemonchus placei is the source of this 213-nucleotide messenger RNA. Lineage: Eukaryota; Metazoa; Nematoda; Chromadorea; Rhabditida; Trichostrongylidae. The record is from the annotation of a GenBank genome assembly.
AUGAUCUCCUCAGAUGGGAUAAAUACUGGGCCAUGGACACGGCAGGUGUAUGUGAAUACACCGGCACAAUCGACGCCGAAAGGUCGGCAAUUAACGAAGAACUGCUUUCGUUUUUCAACAAGACCAUUGAAAGGAGAAGCGAUGGCCACUAUGUACGCCUGCCAUACAAACAAAACCAUCCCCCGCUUCCUUCCAAUAAAACGAUCGCGCUGA